AUAAUCAUUUAAGUUUUACCACAUAUCUGUCUCCUAUUAUUAUUAUUCUUUAAAUUACAAGCUAAUUUCCAGCCCCUUAUAAAUACGUAAAAUCUGUCGUUGGAGGAAACAAAGUUCUUGUAACUUCUCUUUCGUUCCUCUUGUUCCUCUCAACUCAGAAAAACAAGCACCUUUCUUUGAUCGGCACACAACCCUUCUGUUCAGUCAUGGCUUCCUCUCCUGUAUCAGAUACCAACAAUAAGCAAGAAGUUGGUGGGAGAUUUGUUCCGAAAGAACACGACUCUUUGCAGAGACAUGUAGCAUUUUUCGACAGGAAUCACGAUGGCAUUGUUUAUCCUUGGGAGACCUUUCAAGGUUUUCGUGCAAUUGGGUGUGGCAUCCUCUUGUCCUCUUUCAGUGCUAUCUUCAUCAACUUCGGUCUCAGUCGACAGACGCGCCCGGGGAAGUCGUUUUCUCUGCUGUUUCCGAUUGAAGUUAGAAACAUUCACAAAGCCAAACAUGGCAGUGACUCAGGUGUCUACGACAGUGAAGGAAGGUUCGUUCCCUCAAAAUUUGAAGAGAUUUUCAUCAAGCAUGCACACACUAAUGGCAAUGCUUUGACAUCAGAAGAACUAGAUGGUUUGCUCAAAGCCAACAGGGAACCAAAUGAUCGCAGAGGAUGGUUGGCGGCCUGGACUGAAUGGAAGAUCCUGUAUUUGCUUUGCAAGGACAAGAAUGGUUUACUGCACAAAGACACCAUUAGAGCUGUCUACGAUGGGAGCUUGUUCGAGCGUAUGGAGAAGGAAAGAUCAGAAGCAGCAGCCAAGAAGAAAGAUAUUGCCUGAAAAAAGAAAAAUGGCAUACCGCUGCGAUCAGAUAUUUGGCUCUGCUGAGUGGAUGACUGUGUUGGUGUUGUGUGUGUGUGUAGACGAAUAUGUAAGCCCGUAUAUUAUGGUUUGUACUCUUGUUAUAUGAUGUAAAGUAGUUCUGUAAUCUUGCUAUAUGAUGUAAAUUGGUUCUUCUACGUUC
Messenger RNA from Fragaria vesca subsp. vesca, 1008 nucleotides. Its product is annotated as probable peroxygenase 4-like. The coding region runs from base 207 to 824 and encodes 205 amino acids. The transcript is spliced from 7 exons. NCBI's taxonomy places the organism in Eukaryota, Viridiplantae, Streptophyta, Magnoliopsida, Rosales, Rosaceae. Gene Ontology annotation, molecular function: calcium ion binding; monooxygenase activity. The record is from RefSeq and is a predicted model, not a curated record.